This is a messenger RNA of Siniperca chuatsi (mandarin fish), 999 nucleotides long. RefSeq names its product GTP cyclohydrolase 1-like. Gene Ontology annotation, molecular function: GTP binding; zinc ion binding; GTP cyclohydrolase I activity. NCBI's taxonomy places the organism in Eukaryota, Metazoa, Chordata, Actinopteri, Centrarchiformes, Sinipercidae. The transcript has 6 exons. Gene Ontology annotation, biological process: tetrahydrofolate biosynthetic process; tetrahydrobiopterin biosynthetic process. The record is from RefSeq and is a predicted model, not a curated record. Gene Ontology annotation, cellular component: cytoplasm. Bases 143 to 832 code for a protein of 229 amino acids.
CAACAUCGCCUGAGGGCCUCUCGUUGGCUUUUAAAACAAAUUGGAUUUCCCUGUUGAGACCACUGAUGGAACAGCUCACCACAGGCGGCCCAUCUAACUGUAUACUGCAGUGUCUUUCAUUGAAAGGGACUCAAAAGCCAGAAUGGAGUUUCACUACGCCUCAGAGACGAAUGGAAAUGUGGCCAUGGUUACUAAGUUGAGCAAGUGCAUUGAGUCUAAACAUAGUGAUUCAUGCAAAGAGGAGAAAGACUCAGAGGAAGCUGCUGAUUCGACCAACUUGUUUUUCAUAGAGAAAGCUUACCGCACCAUACUGAGCGAGCUUGGAGAGAACGCUGAGCGGGAUGGGCUUUUACGCACACCAUUACGCGCAGCCAAAGCCAUGCAGUUCUUUACAAAAGGCUACCAGGAGACGACCCAAGCUAUCUUGAACGAUGCAAUCUUCAAUGAAAACCAUGAUGAGGUGGUGGUUGUCAAGGACAUCGAUUUAUUCUCUCUUUGUGAACAUCAUCUGGUGCCAUUCUUUGGCAAGGCUCACAUAGCAUACCUCCCAAACAAGAAAGUGGUUGGUCUGAGCAAGCUUGCAAGAAUUGUUGAGAUCUUCAGCAGGAGGCUUCAAGUUCAGGAGCGUCUAACCAAACAGAUAGCAACAGCCAUCAGUGAGGCGUUGGAGCCUGCUGGAGUGGCAGUGGUGAUUGAAGCUGCUCACAUGUGCAUGGUGAUGAGAGGUGUGCAGAAGAUGAACGCCAAGACUGUAACAAAUGUCAUGCUGGGUACGUUCCAAAAAGAUCCCAAGACCCGGGAGGAGUUUCUGUCUCUGACACUGGGGAAAUGAGAAGUUUUGAUCUCAGCAUGCAGCUCUACAGAGGGAAAUGUCCACUUUUUUAAAAUAACAACCACCCAGCCCAUUGCGUUGUAUGGUAGUGAAGUAUGGGUUCCACUCAGUCAUCAUAGCUAUACCCGUUGGGACAAACAUCCAACAGAAUCUUUAAAUGCAGAAUU